Messenger RNA from Mycena indigotica, 903 nucleotides. Its product is annotated as Profilin. Bases 1 to 903 code for a protein of 300 amino acids. The record is from RefSeq and is a predicted model, not a curated record. The transcript has 6 exons. NCBI's taxonomy places the organism in Eukaryota, Fungi, Basidiomycota, Agaricomycetes, Agaricales, Mycenaceae.
AUGGCCCAAGCUGAGAAGGAACUUUACUUGUCCAUUAUUGAACGCCGAGAUCCAAAUCCACUUGCGAUUCGUUUCACAAGCCCCUUUCCGCACAUCCGUGAACCGUUGCUCCUACUCCAAGCCGCGUCGCAAGAACAAAAUCCACUCGUAUCCACACUGUCUGAUAAUAUCGUUCAUUCUCCUUCCCCUUUCUUAGCCUUGAGUGUCGCGUCAGAUAAUAUUCCAGCUUCACACGAAGCUUUCCAUACGGACACAGCGUAUCCUGAUAGCAGACCCACGAUAGAAGUUUACCUGGAGAACCAAGUCUCGUCAACCCAGAGCCAAGAUUCGGGAACCUCUUCUAUUGCGUCUUCGCGCCAUGCAACACCUCAGGCUGAAGCAGAAGCAUUAUCAACGAACGUGUCGUUUCACCCAGCAGAAAAUGAGGCCGAAUUCGAACACGAUAGUCAAGAAACACAGGGCACUGAGGAUAUGAAAAUCUCGUCUUCGCCUUCGCCAAUUCCUGGACUGAGUGACUAUAGGUGCCGUCCGAAUGAUCGUCUUCACAUAUUGUGUGGGGAGCUUCUAGAUGUUAGACGAGAAAUAAACGCAAAACUUAUCAAAGAAUCGGCCAUCGUAGAGGCACUGCGGGGCCAUCAGGCUGAGAUACCAGGUCUACAACAAGGCGAAAUCUCGCUUCAAGACAAGUUAUUUAUCUAUCACACGCGAGCGGAAUUCUUGAAGCACGAACGCGACCGACUCAAGGGAACCCGUGACCAAGUCGAGAAUGCAAUUGGAGAUGUCGCUAGGAAUGAACGGCUGCCGUUUAUCUCCCCAGCCCUCCUGGACAUGUUUGUCGAGAUCUCGAAACUGAGCACCCAAGUUGUCAAUAGCCAGGCUCUCGAUGCAACGCAAACCUCUUGA